GUGGGAUUUAUUCGGAUGGUGGUCCAGGAGCGGAUUCCUAGCAACUCGUGCCUCCCCUCGUCCUUUUCCUUGCUUUUGCUCCUCCAGUUCUUCCUCCGUAGCCCUGGUGGCUCAAGCCUGGCUCUGGAUGCCAGGACAGGGUACUCCAUAAUGUUUGCCACAGUCUGCUUACCAGAUGAGUAUGCGCGAAUGUAGGCGGAAUGCGUGGGUCUUUACGCUUCUCGGUAUAUCUGUGCUGUGCUCUUGUACGCCAACGGAUGGGUUCACCGUGACCCCUUCGAGCCCUGUGACAGGCGACGCCGAGGAGUUGGUGAUUGCGGCGCCAGUUGUGGUGAACUUGCAGCUCCGCCAGUCAUCGCCUGGCAUGGUGCGCUUGGCAGAGGCGUCGCGUGUGACGACACUGGUGACGACAGCGUACAACACUGCGGUGUUCGUCCCGUGUCACGACUUGGUGGACUACAAGGUUGCGCUCCUCAGCAAGUUGGCUAAAGUGUCUCCCUAUCCGAUCGUAGUGGGGUACGACGUGAGCGACCAGCGGACCAUUCCACCAGCACAGCUGGCGAUGCUGAACGUCGCGCUCGAAGGGGCAAAGUAUGAGCCCCAGAUUGUGCAGAUGUCAUACCGCGCGUUGCUCCUGAAGCACGGCGAGAAGAUUUCCAAUUACUUGGGCGUCUACCAGACGAACCCGGCAAAGCUGGGAAUCAUGGACUGGUUCAACGCCUCCCGCUACAGUCACCUGUGGCACCUGGAGGAUGACGUGUGGGCCCCUGGGUUGGACACGAUCAUCUCGGAGUGGCAGUCGACCAGUUCGGACUUGAUCAUCAAAGACUCCUCGAGGCUGCCCUCAUGGGCUUCGGGGAACUGGCGCAUCGGAGACCCAAGCAUGAUCGCCAGGGGUCGCUUCGUGUACUGUAACCCUUCUGCGUUCCGCAUGAGCAAGCGCUUCGCUAGGUCCGUGCUCCAGACCAUCCAGGACUCGAGCACCACGAACCAUCACGAGCUGUGGUUCCCGUACGUGGUCGACCGGUGGGGCCUCUCCUGGACGAGCCUGCGGCACGCGGGCCAGCUGCGGACGAACGCCCGCUCGCUCGGAGGCGGAGCUCGCUGCCUGGACGAGGUCCAGGAUCACUCCAUCUUGCUGGCCCACCCCAUCAAGUGCAUGCGGCACCAGGAGCAGUCCGCAUGAGGAGGCUCCGCGUGGCGCCGCGCUGAGCGUGGACCGCAGACACGCCGGCGGCGAUGCAGGGAAGGGCGAUGCAGGUUUCGGUACUGUAGGUGGGGGUGGUUCGUGGCCAACUCGAUUGUAGGAAAGCGCUGUUCGCGUUCUCCCACAAUCCGCUCUGCGCGAGUUCGACGUCGCAAAAAGCAGAUGCCCAACAUCGCCGUUACACGACAGUCG
Prorocentrum cordatum is the source of this 1399-nucleotide messenger RNA. The record is from the annotation of a GenBank genome assembly. NCBI's taxonomy places the organism in Eukaryota, Dinophyceae, Prorocentrales, Prorocentraceae.